Messenger RNA from Meloidogyne enterolobii, 209 nucleotides. NCBI's taxonomy places the organism in Eukaryota, Metazoa, Nematoda, Chromadorea, Rhabditida, Meloidogynidae. The record is from the annotation of a GenBank genome assembly.
UUUCGAAAAUGGUACCUAUCAUAAUUUUUGAUUUCUCUAGUUGCAAAAGCCUUAAAUUACACGACAAAGCGACAAAUGUUGAAGUUAAGAAAUUAAAUGAUAAGAAAUCUACUACUUAUCAAGUUGUCAACAUUCACGAUCCAACGGUUAAAUUCUUGUUUUGUAAUGAAGAGAGUUUCUACGUUAGAAUUACAAUUAUGAAGGAGUAG